AGAACACCUCCCACGACAGUUUAGUAGGAUAAGAAAUGAAGUCUGCCCUGGAACCACCAUGGAGAAUUUUAAGUAGGCAGGGGUCUGGAGCACGUGUCCAGCACAAGGUGAGAAGAAAGGGACUGAGAGACAACCUCAAAGUCAGUUGUUGAGGAGCGGCAGGAUAAAGCAGAGAUUAUUGUACUCCAUUGGGAAUGGUGAUCUGGCCUGACUGAGCUUUCCUGGCCCUUGGAUUCGUGGGAGCCAGUGUCAGACUUGGAGACGCACCCGGGCAGAGUGAUGGGCAGCGCAGGCCAGGGGCUGACCGCUCUGCCUCACGGCCGGAUUGCCCCGCAGGACGCCCUGCUGCUGACCAGCCUGGAGAAGCCCCCUGCUGCACAAGACCCUGAUACCCGGAGCUGGAGCUCCCUGGACAGCCCCAGCCCCCCUGCCACACCCGAGCAGACCUUGCCCACUUUCUACCUCCACUACUUCGAUAUGCUCUACUCAGAGGACACCAGCUGGGUGCCCAAGGGCCUGGGGGAGACUCCUCAGGGCAGCGGCCAAGGGGGCAGGGGCGAAGGGCAGAAGGAGCCAGAGCAGUGCCCCAUCAUCGACAGCCAGGGCUUGGGGCUGAGCCCCGACAUGGACUACCAGGAGAGCCUCCACUUGGAGGAGCACUCGCUGGAGCAGGUGCAGAGCAUGGUGGUGGGCGAAGUGCUAAAGGACAUCGAGACGGCUUGCAAGCUCCUCAACAUUGCAGCAGAUCCAGCAGACUGGAGUCCAGGAAAUGUCCAGAAGUGGAUCCUAUGGACCGAGCACCAGUACCGACUGCCCCAGAUCGGGAAAUCUUUCCAGGACCUGUCUGGGAAGGAUCUGUGUGCCAUGUCAGAGGAGCAGUUCCGUCAGCGCUCCUUGGUGUGCGGGGACGUGCUGCACGCCCACCUGGACAUCUGGAAAUCAGCUGCCUGGAUGAAGGAGAAGGCUGCACCCGGAGAAAUGCGGUACUGUGCGGGUGACGAGAGCUGGACGGAUAGCGAGGUGGACUCCUCCUGCUCAGGCCAGCCCAUCCACCUAUGGCAGUUCCUCAAAGAGCUUUUGCUGAAGCCUCAUCACUAUGGACGGUUCAUUCGCUGGCUCAAUAAGGAGAAAGGCAUAUUCAAGAUUGAGGACUCUGCCCAGGUGGCUCGUUUAUGGGGAAUCCGGAAGAACCGGCCCGCCAUGAACUAUGACAAGCUGAGCCGCUCCAUCCGGCAGUAUUACAAGAAAGGGAUCAUCCGGAAACCUGACAUCUCCCAGCGCCUGGUCUACCAGUUUGUACACCCCGUCUGAGAAGGGGGCAGGAGCAGGGGAACGGACUGACCUCCUGGUGGGAUCCCUGUAACCACAGCACCUCCCACCCCCUUCCAAAAAGAGAUCCACCUUUGAUAAUAAAGAUGAAGUCUAGGGUUGUGCAAGAGGCUGGAAAUUCAUCAAACUUGCCGGAUGAACUUCAGAGCUUCCAACCUCCCCCAGGCUACAAAGCAUAUGUGUUGGGGGAAGAACCCCCACCUAGCAAUGGACUGCCUGUGAAAUAGAGUGUAUACAUUUAA
Molecule: messenger RNA, 1571 nt
Organism: Mauremys reevesii (Reeves's turtle)
Lineage: Eukaryota; Metazoa; Chordata; Testudines; Geoemydidae
Gene: SPDEF
Product: SAM pointed domain containing ETS transcription factor
Exons: 7
Coding region: 280-1311 (343 amino acids)
Biological process (GO): cell differentiation; regulation of transcription by RNA polymerase II
Cellular component (GO): nucleus
Molecular function (GO): DNA-binding transcription factor activity, RNA polymerase II-specific; sequence-specific DNA binding
Source: RefSeq, a predicted model, not a curated record